Messenger RNA from Komagataella phaffii GS115, 1257 nucleotides. RefSeq names its product Sorting and Assembly Machinery complex. NCBI's taxonomy places the organism in Eukaryota, Fungi, Ascomycota, Pichiomycetes, Pichiales, Pichiaceae. Gene Ontology annotation, cellular component: SAM complex; outer membrane. The coding region runs from base 1 to 1257 and encodes 418 amino acids. The record is from RefSeq and is a predicted model, not a curated record. The transcript has 2 exons. Gene Ontology annotation, biological process: protein insertion into mitochondrial outer membrane.
AUGAGCCAGCAAGAGAUUCUACAGAAGAAUUACUCGACUCCCUUACAUCUUCAACAGGUGGACAUUGUCGGUGGUGAGGGUUUUAAUGCUCUGUUUUUCAAAAAUUUACUGAACCCAUUGCUGUCCAAUUCUGACUUGACAGUGUCAAACUUUGUACAAUCAAGCAAUGAACCUCUGCCAGUGAAAGCAAUACUGACUUUGAAGCCAUCCCUCCUAAAGCAUUUCACCGUCACUCCAGUCCUAUUUGAGAACGGAAUUGCAUUGAAUGGUAUUUAUUCCAAUCUAAAUGCGUUUGGAAAUAGUGAAUCUCUGUCGUUUAAUGGACUAGUUGAUCUCAGAAGUGAAUCUCCGUUGAAGAAUUUCAACUUUAACUUCCAAGCUCCUUUGAAGGAUCCUUCGUAUAGGUUGGUAUUCAACUCAUUGUUGUCAAAGUCCACGGUCGCUUGGGCUUCUAACCACGAUCAGACCAAUUCUAGUGUCUAUCUUGGGCUUCACAAACGUUUCGGUAGAUCCCUGACUUCCGAGUUAGGUUUUUCUGGUGUGUACCGAAAUGUUUAUAAUUUGAGUGAUUUUACAAGCGAUACAAUCAAAAGUGAUGCUUCGUUUUCCAACAAGAAUUCGUUACUACUGAAUGUUAACUAUGAUUCAAGAUCUUUUACCCCAGAAUCCUUAUACAAGUUCCCAACCAAGGGUUCAUCACUGACUUUCAAUAAUGAGCUGAUUAUUGAUCAAGAAAAAGAGCAAUUCUCCAAAUCUGACCUGAAAUUCCAAUCGUUAUACUCAUUUUUCAACAACUGGCUGACUUUUGAAGUUGCAGGUGGAAUUGGUUCAAUUAUACUCAACGAUACCUCGAAGAAGCCACAUUUUCAAGACAAAUUCUUCUUGGGAGGCUUCAAUUCCUUGAGAGGUUUCAAAUUCAACUCAACUGGUCUUAAAGAUGGCAAUGAUUUCGUUGGCGGUACAAACUACUUCCAAUUGGGAGCUACUGCUUACUCUAAGAUACCCUUUGUCAAGGCCUCACCAUUAAGGCUUCGUUUAUUCAUCAACGCUGGUGAUGUUCUUAAUGAUAUUCCAACGCUUAAAAACACUGACUUUAUCAAGAAUUCCGCCCAGGCUGUCGGUUGGGGAUUGACAUACUCUCUAGGAUCCGUGGCAAAUGCUGAAUUCAACUAUAAUAUUCCCAUCAGCACCAGAACUCAAGAUAUAACCAAACCCGGGAUAGAAUUCGCAUUAUCCCUAUCCGGAGACUUUAAUUAG